This is a messenger RNA of Colletotrichum fioriniae, 1590 nucleotides long. RefSeq names its product asparaginyl-tRNA synthetase (gene SLM5). NCBI's taxonomy places the organism in Eukaryota, Fungi, Ascomycota, Sordariomycetes, Glomerellales, Glomerellaceae. The record is from RefSeq and is a predicted model, not a curated record. Gene Ontology annotation, cellular component: mitochondrion. Gene Ontology annotation, biological process: asparaginyl-tRNA aminoacylation. Gene Ontology annotation, molecular function: nucleic acid binding; ATP binding; asparagine-tRNA ligase activity.
AUGCGAAUCGCGGCAACAUUCCCUUUGCGCAAGCUCGCGCGCCCAUCGAUGCUCCUUGUCCAACCCAUCCACAGACGAAACCUCUCUACAGCACCGCGGAAGACAGUAGCCCAAUUCCUAGAGUGGAAGCCCGAAACCGAAGUCAAGGAUGUUGUCGUCAGUGGAUAUGUUCGAUCUGUUCGCAACAUGAAGACGGAUCGAUUCGUCAAUAUUGGCGAUGGUUCUUCGCGGUCACCCAUCCAGGCAUUGGUGUCGAGGAGCGACGACGAAAGCGCAAACCUGCGAGUUGGUGCUGCAGUCCGUCUACGAGGUGUCUGGACUCCCUCCAAAACAGACGGUCAAAGUCACGAGUUGAGGGUCGAUCAUGUCGAGAUCCUAGGCCCCUCUGACGCAAAGACGUUCCCGAUCCAGAAGAAGUACCAAACGCCUGAGUACCUUCGCACCAUGCCCCAUCUCCGAACCAGGAUACCACUGAAUGCCGCAAUCUUACGAUUGAGAUCAGAAGCCGUCGCUUUGUUGACUCGGUUCUUCGCCUCUCGAGACUUCACCCAAACUCAUCCGCCCAUCAUUACAUCUUCAGAUUGCGAAGGGGCAGGCGAGGUCUUCAACGUUGCUACGGGCUCGGCCGAGACACCCGCAAUCUCAAAUACCGGAAAGGACAAGCCAGCAAACAUGUUCUUUCGCUCACCCAAGUACCUGACGGUGUCUACUCAGCUUCAUCUUGAGGCGUUAGCCCAGUCCCUGGGGCACGUAUGGACAUUAUCGCCAACCUUUCGAGCUGAGCGGAGCGACACCUCGAGACACAUGAGCGAGUUCUACAUGCUGGAGGCGGAGAUGAGCUUCGUCGAUGAGCUGGACGAAGUCACUAACCUCGUAGAAGACAUGCUCCGCAGUUUGGCCACUGGCUUAUAUCAGACUCGAGCUGCGCAAGAACUGCGCCAACGACGAGCACCUGGGGAGAAACGAACAGCAGAAGAUGACCUUGUCCCAAUUGACGAAGUGGAGCGUCGUUGGAAGGGCAUGAUGCAGAACCCAGCUUCCAGAUGGCCACGCAUCACGUACGCCGACGCAAUCAAAUUGCUCCAGACAGAAGAGCAUCAGUUCGAGAUCAAGCCUACAUGGGAAGGCGGCCUGCAUUCUGAGCAUGAAAAGUUCCUCGCCAAGACUCUUGGUGCAACCAGCGACUCCUCUGCCUAUUCUCCCGUCUUCGUUACCCACUACCCUCAGGCGAUCAAAGCAUUCUACAUGAGGAAAUCAGAUACCGCAACUUCCGGCCAUGAUCUACCGGGUGACACAGUCGACUGCUUUGAUCUUCUGGUCCCCGAUUUGUGCGAGAUUGCUGGCGGCUCGAUGCGUGAGCAUCGCUUGAUGGACUUGUUGGAGACCAUGAAGGCUCGCGGCAUGGGCUCUCCCGCUGAUGGCGGACGCGAUAGCGAUCUUGAGUGGUAUGUUGACCUCCGUCGUUGGGGAUCCAAUCCACACGGCGGGUUUGGCCUGGGCUUCGAUAGAUUGCUGAGUUAUCUUGUGGGAGUUCCUAAUGUGAGGGACGUUGUGGCCUUUCCACGCUGGUUUGGCCGCUGCGACUGCUAA